AUGACUUUUAAAUAUAACAUUUUUUACUCUGGUUCACUUAGAUUAGAUUAAGAAUCAGAAAUUUUAAUUAAGUUUGCCUGCAUUUAAUUACUAUUUUAAACUGCAUCUAAUCCCACUUAAAAUUCAAUUACAUUUAGCAUCCCAAUAUUAUAGCAAUAAGACAUUUACAAAUUUUAGACCAUAAGACUAUUUAUUCCACCAAGACUCAAUAAAUAAUUAUGGAAUUAAGGAAGAAAAGAAGAUUCUAACUUAGCUUAAAUUUGUUAACUCAAGCUAACUUACCAAAGACAGAAGAAUAAAAUUCGAGCUAUUCAUUUUACUAACUUACAAAUUUUCUAUGGUUGCGCUGAUUCCAUAACCAGUGAAGUUAACAAAUCCUAAAUUCAAUGA
This is a messenger RNA of Tetrahymena thermophila SB210, 390 nucleotides long. RefSeq lists its product as hypothetical. The record is from RefSeq and is a predicted model, not a curated record. Lineage: Eukaryota; Ciliophora; Oligohymenophorea; Hymenostomatida; Tetrahymenidae. The transcript has 4 exons.